This is a messenger RNA of Xyrauchen texanus (razorback sucker), 5236 nucleotides long. RefSeq names its product synaptopodin 2-like a (gene synpo2la). Gene Ontology annotation, biological process: positive regulation of actin filament bundle assembly. Gene Ontology annotation, molecular function: actin binding. NCBI's taxonomy places the organism in Eukaryota, Metazoa, Chordata, Actinopteri, Cypriniformes, Catostomidae. The record is from RefSeq and is a predicted model, not a curated record. Gene Ontology annotation, cellular component: Z disc; actin cytoskeleton; nucleus. The transcript is spliced from 4 exons. The coding region runs from base 293 to 3847 and encodes 1184 amino acids.
UCCAACACAAAUUCAACUGUAUAGGGAGAUGACGGGUAUCUCUGCUCUUUCCCUCUCUAUUUUAACUUCCUUUAUUGCUGUGAUCCUAUCACCUGCAUCCAGCUCCUGUUGUGGGAGGGGAUCUUUGUGUGCUUGAGAGUGUAUUCGUGUUAGAGACUCAACUCAGGUAGGCUACUAAAAGAAUCCCUUGGAGAUUUUCUGAGGGGGCCCUGUAAAAACAUGGACCGUCUGUACUAAGGGCCCCCCCAGGCCAGGAAACUGCUGGAAAAAGGGCAUAAGCACAGACCGCACCAUGGUGGCUGAGGAGGUCAUCAUCACUCUAUCUGGAGGAGCACCAUGGGGCUUCAGACUGCAAGGAGGAAUAGAACACCAGAAGCCUCUGCAGGUUGCCAAGGUGCGUAAGCGAAGUAAAGCAUGUAGGGCCGGACUGCGUGAGGGAGAUGAACUGGUGUCCAUCAAUGAGAAUUCCUGUGGCAGUUUGUCGCAUGCUCAGGCCAUGAACCUGAUCGACAGCAUACCAGGAACACUACACAUCAGGGUUAGGAGGGCACUGGCUGGCUUCCAAUCGGUGGUUCUGGUUGCACGAGCUCCUUCUCCCCGCAUUGAUAAAGAGUACCGUGCUGCUCUUAAGGCCAUGUCCCCAUCCAACUCUAGACCUCGCCAGCCCAGUGUACGGCAGAUUCAUCGCGGGUCCCUCGUAUCCCCGACUGGACGCGGUGGAUUGACAUCUCCUCCUGGCAGUGAGGCCUACUAUGGAGAAACCGACAGUGAUGCAGAUGUGGCCGCCCACAAAAGGCAAUGCAAGCCGAAAAGACGCAGUCCCAGCAAUUUGCCCACAAAGGCUGGUCGAGCUUCACCAGAGGGAGCUGAGACUUCUGAGAUGAGCGGGUAUGACAGUGCCACAGAUGCCCAAGUGUACCAUCCUAUGGGACCUAAUGAGAGGGGAGACACAUUGCCUGGCGUAGCCCACAGAGAGAUGAUUUUCCAGCCCCCUCUGUCUGGAGCCUGGUCCUCACAGACCUCCACUGAGACCUCAUCCAUGAGUGCGGAUGACCAAAACCCACGAGAAGGGUUAAUGGAAGAGGACAGUGGGUUCCAGGAGCCCACAAAUAUUCCUCCUCUUGUAUCUCCAGAGAGAGCCAAAGAAGCUCUUAUGCUGAGGUCUCGUAGUCAAUUGGUGCCAAUGGUUGGGCCAGUUGACCAUCCAGUGGAUGAGGAGCUUACAUUAACAUAUAAGGAUAAAGCAAAACAAGCGAAAUUGAAUCGCAGAGAGACAAUCAUGGACAAACAGGUGAAAGAGGCUCAAUUCAAGUGCCGCACCAUCGCCUCGCUACUGACUGAUGCACCAAACCCUCACUCAAAGGGUGUUUUGAUGUUCAAAAAGCGUCGUCAACGCUCCAAGAAAUACACACUGAUCAGCUUUGGAAGUGUUGAUGAGGACAUGAGGCAGGACUCUCAAGAAGAGGAUGGUGUAUUUCCUGGUAGUGAAUCAGAAUUUGAUGAGGAUGGGUUUUCUGCUGCGCCUGAUCCCACUUGGGACAGUGACUAUCUUGAGAUGCUGGAGAAAAGAUCAGCAUCCAGAGGUCUGGAAGGAGAGGAUGGAGGUGCUCUGAGUCCUGGUCUGAGUGAUACCUCAGGGAAGGGGGCACAGUUGUUUGAGCAGCAAAGGAGGAGGGCUGAGGAACAUGCCAAGAAAAUGGAAACUGGUCAAGAACAGCAGCACAGCCAAAUGUUGGGCAUUGCACUGAAAGAGACGCAAGCACUUCAGACACAAAAACCACAACCAGACCCACUAACAAAGCCCAAUGUCAAGCCACCACCAGUUGCUCUAAAACCUGCCAGACCUUCAAAAACACUACACCAUGAAGUUCCACCAGUAGAAACACAAAUGAACGUUGGCAAACCUCAAGCUAUCCCCACUAUCCCUGUUAUGGUUUAUGAAGAAACUUCAAACACAAUAACACCAGCUCCCUCUGUGGUACCCAUAACUGAUCUCUCAGUAUCUCCUUCAGAAACUAUGAUGCCUUCACCACCAACUCCUCUACCAGAACUUCCUUCCAGCUCUGUGUUAAACCGAACUGCCCGACCUUUUGCCCCAGGCUGCAUUACCAAUCGGGCAGCCACUGCUCCCGUUGUGUUUCACCCUGCAGUCAGUAAGAAGGCACCCAGACCUGUUUCAGUGGCUGUCAUGGGACCUCCAUUUUCAACAUUGUCAGAGGAGCAUGCCAUGGGUGUUCUGCCUACCUCCUUUUCCACCCUGGUCACAAUGAGCCAACCAAGUCCUUAUGUACCUGCUGAAAUGAUACCCACGCAGCCCUUCAUGCCUGGCAAGCCUAUACCUCCACCUGCUACUGCACCAGUGGAAUCCUAUUCUCAAACUUCUCAUCACUUCUCCUCAGUGGAAAAUAUUCAGGUUCCAUCAAUGCCACUUCCCAAAGCUCAAACCAAAGAACCUAAUUUUUUUGUAGAGACUGAAACUCCUGCAAUCCAUAUUGACACCACUGCGACCUCCGUGGCCUCUGUUAUGCUUCCUCAGACCACUGCGAUAGUUUCCCAGGCCUCUUCUACUUUGACCCCUGCAGCUCCUGUGACCACAUCCAGUCUUGUAACUACACUUUCACCUGUGGUGUAUCGCGACCGAACUUCAGCCACUGGUGGUUGUACUGGUAUUCUUCAAGAGGCUCGCCGCCGUAGUGCAUACAAGCCUAUGUUUAAGGUUCCUGACAACAAGAAGAACUCGCCAAACCCUGAGCUGUUGUCUAUGGUGCAGAACAUAGAUGAAAGACCCAGGCAUAGGUAUUCUGAACCUGAAAAUGUUGUCCAGAACAUGGAUGACAACAUGACAAGAGUCCCACCACCUGUGGCUCCUAAGCCACGGGUCAUCCCAGAAAUGUCAUAUAUCCCUCAGGCUGAAGGGAAAGGUGCAGAGCUGUUUGCUCGUAGACAGAGUCGUAUGGAUUUUUUUGUUGUAGACUCUCCACCUCUGCAGCAACCUCAAAUUCUUGGGGCUCAACACUCCCAAUCAGUCAAGGAUCUGAUCCAACCACAUGAGCCCUCACCAAACCCAUCCCAAUGGAAGUAUUCUCCCAACAUUCGUGCUCCUCCACCCAUUGGUUACAACCCCCUGCUUUCUCCCUCCUGUCCUAUCGGGGUGCAACGUGGAGGGGCCAAGGUGUCUGAGGAAAGCUCAAAAGGCAGUAAAGGUGGUUAUGUGUUCCCAAAAGAGGGUAUCAAAGUCUUGGACUUUAUGAGGAGACAACCCUACCAACUGAACUCAGCAAUGUUCAGUUUUAAUACACAGCCUUCAACACCCCCCUACCAAAGACAGCAGAGGGAGGGGCAUACUCUGACACCACCUAAGCAGAUCCCAGUGAAGGCAGCAUGUGUUUAUGAAAUCAAACGAUUCUCCACUCCCACCCCAAUGUCAGCCCCAACUCUGAACCCCACAGUGCUUGUACCAAGAUCACAGUCCACGUUCGGUGAGCAUCGAUCUCAUUUUGACAUGACAUCCCCACCCCCCACACCUACUUCACCACCUCCACCUAAACCAGUACCGGAAUCCACUCCGGCACCUUCACGAGCCCCAGGCCUCCCAGAGAUCCCCAGAAUUUCAGCUGUGCCCAUCCCUCACCCAAUGCCCUACUCACCCCCAGCUCCCAUGUCAAGUAUGUCAAACCUUAGCUACUCUCGGCUCCAAGCUGCUAAACAGUUUAAGAGUGCACCUGAGUUAAGUGCCCUACCACCAAACCCUUUAAAGUCUCCAAUUCAAGUUCCCAAACCUCAUUUUACUGCAACACGAUUGGGUAUUCAGCCCCGUGUCUGGAGGCCUGGAACCCUACCACACUGAAAAGAUGACCUUUUAUCGAAGAAGCUGAACCAUCUGCUUCUGUUCCCUUCUCAAAAUUAAUAUUUUUCAAAUUUGAUAAAUAUAUUCAUUGAGGAAAGGAAAACGGAACAUUUCUAAAUUUUCAGUUAUAAAAAACAUCUGAAAAUGUUACAUACAUUUUUGCUUGAUUGUUGUAGUGCUUGCAAGGCAUCACAGUUGUAAUAUUCCUCAAAUGUUUUGGUCAGGGUUUAUUCUAAACUCCCAACACUAAAUAUUAAACCAUAAAUCUAUUUUGGUUUUUGGCAAACUUUAAACAUUUUAAGAAAUUUCCACAAUUGACUUACAUUGAUAUAAUGUUCAGCAUUCAAAAUGUAUCUUGGUCAUUCACACAGGAUUUGUUUUUAUAAGUUGAACAGGCAUAUGGCUACACAGACCACCAAUUAAUAGCAGCAUUUCAUGUAUGCAGAACCGAAGCCUAAAACCUAAGCUUACCUAAAAUUAUAUUAAUCAAAAUAUCCUCUUCUGCUUGUCAUUCAGGUUUGGAAUAAAUGAUGACAAUUUAUUUUGGGGAGAACUACUCUUACAGAAAACCACGUGUUUUGAUUUAUUUUUAUAUAAAGGUGCUAAGUGGUCAAAUCAGCAAGUGUUAAAGUUAGGAAACGUACAGUGUUUGAAAGAGUCCUCGAGUCCUCGAGGCUAUCUGAGUGUAGAAGCAGUUCUGUCAAGUUGAGACUGGCAUGAAAAGUGCAAAGCUAGAACUGUCCAGGAAUGUCAGAAGGUUAAUAAGCCAACUGGCUUUAAUGGAAUUAGUUAGGAUACUCAUUGUCAGAUUACCUAUUUGAAUGCUUUACAUGAUGGCUUUCAGGCUGAUUAUUCCUAGGAUGGGUUGUUGUAGAAUGUGUUCCCAAAGCCCUCAGAGUUAUGAGGCAAGUCUUAAGUAAAGGAAUCUGAGGUCUUGUAACACUCAGGGAACAAUGGAUGGAAUUACAAGGAAGAACAUCACUUUAUACUAAUGUGUAUUAGAUUUACGGAGAGAACGAAUAAUUUUUGCUGUAUUGUAGGUGAAAAAAAAGAUUUUUUUAUUUUAUUUAGAAUAUGAAUACUGUUGCUAAAGAUCAAGUAGAUAGUGUGUUUAACAUCAAGAUCUUGUUUAUUUGUCUUUCCCAUUAGUGUUAUGAUGUUUUAUUGUAUUAACUAUGCAAUUAAAGCUUUCAUUUGUUAAAUUCUCUUAUUUUGCUGUUGUACAAAUCAUUAGAUUAGUGUGUCUUUGCAAAAUUAAUGUAUCUGAAUAGUGGUUUUCUUUUUGCAAUACAUAUAAUGAAGAUCAGUUGAACCCUAUGACGCUAGUGAAAGUGUGUUGUAUUUAUAGUACAAUGAUAAUACUGUAUAAACAAGUUUGAAUAAAAUAUU